Marmota monax (woodchuck) is the source of this 4577-nucleotide messenger RNA. RefSeq names its product zinc finger protein 501 (gene Znf501). Lineage: Eukaryota; Metazoa; Chordata; Mammalia; Rodentia; Sciuridae. The transcript is spliced from 2 exons. The record is from RefSeq and is a predicted model, not a curated record.
AACGCACUACCGACCGCGCCACCAUUUUUCUGGUCCGAGACUGGAACCCAGUUUCCCGGGUCUGCACAAGCCCCUGAGACCGUAGACACCGCCCAGCGGGAGCCCCGGGAUCUCACGACAAGCUGGUUGUCAGGGACUGACUUUGGAAAAGUUGAAAAUACAUGCUCCAGGAAAGCGGGAAAUCCUAUAGGAACUACAGAGAGGACAACAUGUGCACAUGUUUGUGUGCACACACACAAUCACACCACUUUCACUGGGAACAAUAUUCCUCUAGUGACAACCAUCUUUAAGAAGAUACCUCCUAAGUAUGAAUUUUAAGAGGUUUCAUCUAACUCUAAACCUAUUUAGACAGAAGCUCUUUCAAUGUGUUACAGACAGCACAAGUUCUAGCCAGAUUUCACUCCAAAUGAAACAAUGAAGUGGUAACAUGCAGAAGAAAUCUUCAAAAUGUAGUGAGUGUGGAAAAUUCUUUACUCAGAGAUCAUCUCUUCUCCAGCAUCAUAAGAUUCACACAGGAGAGAAGCCCUAUGUGUGUAGUGAAUGUGGAAUAUGUUUCCUUAAACAGUCAAAUCUCACUCAACAUUUGAGAAUUCAUAUGGGAGAGAAACCUUAUAAAUGUAAUGAAUGUGAGAAAGCUUUUCAAACAAAAGCAGUCCUUGUCCAGCAUCUGAGAAUUCAUACUGGAGAGAGACCCUAUAAAUGCAAUGAAUGUGGGAAAACCUUUUGUCAGAGCCCAUCCCUUAUUAAACACCAACGAAUUCAUACUGGAGAGAAACCAUAUAAAUGCAUGGAAUGUGGCAAAGCUUUCAGUCAGAGCAUAUGCCUCACUCAUCAUCAGAGAAGCCAUUCUGGAGAUAAGCCUUACAAGUGUAAUAAAUGUGGGAAAGCUUUCAAUCAGAGCACAUGCCUCAUGCAGCAUCAGACGGUUCAUUCAGGGGAGAAGCCCUACACAUGUACCACGUGUGGAAAAGCCUUCACUCAGAACUCCUUCCUUGAUGUACAUGAAAGAACUCACACUGGAGAAAAACUUUAUAAGUGUAGUGAGUGUGAUAAAACUUUUCGCAAACAAGCACACCUCAGUGAGCAUUACAGAAUUCAUACUGGAGAAAAUCCUUAUGAAUGCACUGAAUGUAGGCACAGUUCAGCGCUUGUUCGACAUCAGAGGCUUCAUGCUGGAGAUUAAAACUUGGAAUGAAAUGAAUGUGAAAAGAUUUAUAUGAAAUGCCUUUUAUCUUUAUGAAUUCCUGGGAGUUUAAGACUUAGUAAUUGUCAUAAAUAUUUUAUAUUUUGAACUAGAGAUGUUGUGUCCUAAAAAUUAAUAAAAUAGACCUCAGAACAAGUCUUGAAUUUGAUGCCAUCUCUGCCACUUAAUGGAUUGUGAUCUGAUCCUCUCCAAGCCUUAGCUUCCCCGUUCUUACCCCGAAAAGAAAAAUGCAGAUAAUUCAUAGGGUUGUCUUAAGAAUAAAAUAAAUUGCAGAUGAGAAUUAAUGUCCAUUAGUUGUUUUACAGAUGUUCUAAAAGUCUAUAAAAAUAUCUAAAUAUGCCUAUUAAGAACUAGCAAAUCAGCAUUAGUUUAUUUUUGGUUCUCAUAAGGUAUUUUAAUUUUUUUCUUUUUGUAGUAGUGAGAAUUGAACCCAGGGGCACUGUACCCACUGAGCUACAUCUGUAACCCUUUUAAUUUUAUUUAUGAGAUAGGGUCAUGCUAAAUUCCUGAGGUUGGCCAUGAACCUAGUGAUCAUCCUGCCUCUGCCUCUGAGUCACUGUAAUUACAAGCAUGUACCAUAGCACCUGGCUUGUGUAUUAAGAUCAUUUUUGUAAUGGUCUGUGAUUUCCUUUUAUUUUACAGUAGUUUAUUUAAACCAUAAUGUCUGGAUAUAAGUACGCAUUUACAAUUUAAUUGUCCUUGAGAAAUUUCAGAUUUUUUUGGCGGGGGGGACCAGGAUUGAAUUUAGGGUUACUUAAUCACUGUACCACAUUCCCUGCCCUUUUUAUUUUUUAUUUUGAGACACAGUCUCAUUAUGUUGCUUAGGGCAUUGCUAAAUUGUUUAGGCUGGCCUCAAAUUUGGUAUCCUCUUGCCUCAGCCUCCCCAGUUGCUGGGAUUACAGUAUGGUGGCUGAAACUUCAAAUUUAAUUAGUGAUAAAAGAAAUAAUUGAGAUUUUAGUGGACCUUGUAAAAGAUAUCUCCUUAUAAAAUUUAAUUUGAUGUCAGAUCUUAGGUUUUUCUUGCUCAUGCAGAAGGAAGUCUCGCUAACAGUAGCUGAAUAAAAUCUUACAUUAUGGGACUUUUGUGUUUGGGAGAGGUAGGGAAGUCAUGAGGAGAACAGAGAGGGUUGGAAUAUAGAGAAUCUGUUGGUGAGGAUGUAGCUGUAAUAGUGAAUUCUAGGAGCACAAGACUGAAAGUGGUCUUUUAAGGGAAGAGGAGGGCAGGAGACCUUGUCAAAGGAAAAGGGAGAACAAUGUCUUGGUGAUGUAAAUGGGUCAGGAGUGCCUCACUUACAACAAAGAAUGAUUUUGGAAAAUCACAAAGAACCCAGGCUUGUUGUAUAGCUCUGUGGUAGAGCAUUUGCUUGGCAUGCAGGUGGCCCCAGGGUUCCAUCUCCAGUUCAUCCCCUCUCAUAGGCAUACAUGUAGAGAGAUCAAGGAUACUUUAAAAAAAAUUUUUAAGUUGUAGAUGGACACAAUACCUUUAUUUUGUUUAUUUUUAUCUGAUGUUGAGGAUUGAACCCAUGCUUCACAUGUGCUAGGCAAGUGCUCUACCACUGAGCCACAAUCCCAACCCGAGGGAUACUUUUGAUGGUGUUUUAUACAACACUAAGCUCAUUAAUAUAAAUAAGCAGCUCUAAUGAAGUUAUUAUCCAUUCUCCAGAGUCAAGGUAAAAAAGCAAAGUAUUUAACUUGUUUAGAGUCAAGCAGGUAGUAUCAGAAUUGUAUCUGAAAUCUAGAUCUUAGUAUUCCACAUACAGUCCUGAUUUUUUAAAAAUAUGUUUUAGUUGUUGAUGUACCUUUAUUUUUUAUUUAUUUAUAUGCUGUGCUGAGGAUUAAACUCAGUGCCUCCCACAUGCCAGGCAAGUGCUCUGCCAUCGAGCCACAACCCCAGCCCCAGUCUUGCUUUUUAUAGUACCAAACUGACAUACAGAUAAUUUUCCAUUGUUUAACCUUUCCAACAAUAUGUGAGGAAGCCAAAUUAUGAAAACCAUUUUUUAAAAAAAUAUUUUUUUCAAUUUAAUGUGUACUCAUUGAAAUACAUUUAUAAAAUUAGAAGUGUGGAAAAAUUAAAAUUAUAUGCUUUUACUCUUGAAAUAUAGUCUAAUCUAGAGUACUGAUUCCAGUCUUCUCUGUUUAGCCAUUUUUCUUCCCUUUUAAAAAUAACAAUGAUAAUUGUACUAAAUAUCUUGUUAUUUGGUUUAACAUGUGGAUUUAACAGUAUUACCACAGACUUUAUCAAUUGCAUUUUAAUAACUCCCCUCUAAUUCACUGAUUUGUUUAUAAUAUAGUGACCUAUUUUUCUGCUCUGAUAUUUACAUUCAACCAUUUUUUCUUAUAAUCUAGUUAAUCCAUUUAUUGCAAUGUCCAUCACAUAGCAUGUGCUCUUGUUAGCCAUUAAUAUAAAUUUAAACAUGAAACAUUUUUGCAUGUAAGAAUUUUCUUCACUUAAAAAACUUCUAGUUAAUUAAUUUUGGGUAUUGGGGAUUGAAUCUAGGGGUGUUUUUCUCCUGAACUACAUUCUAGCCCUUUUUAUUUUAUUUUUACUUUAUUUUGAGACAGGGUCUCACUAAAUUGCUUAGGGUUCAGUAAGUUGCUGAGGCUGCCAUCCUCCUGCCUCAGCCUCCCAAGCUGCUGGGAUUUCAGGUGUGCGCCACCACACCCAGCUAAGUGUUUAGUUUUGUUUAAAACAAGAAUAAAAACAAACUGCUAAAUUGUCUUCCAAAGUGUACAUUGUGUAUUUGCAUUGAUAAUGAAUCAGUGUUUCUCUUGCUUCACAUCUUGUCAGCAUAUUGUGGUGUCAGUGUUUUGGUAUUCCUUGUUUUAAUUUGCAGUUCCCUAGAGACACAUUGAACAUCUUUUUAAAAAAUAUAUUUUUAGUUGUAGAUAGACAUAAUAACUUUAUUUAUUUUUUGUAGGUGGUGCUGAGGAUUGAACCUAGUGUGUCAUGCGUGCUAGGCAACCGCUUUACCACUGAUCUACAAUCUUAGCCUCUGUACAUUAUUUUUGAUUAAAUGUUUAUUCAGGUCUAUUCCCCCUGUCUUGUCUUGUCUUUUUGGCAGUACUGGGGUUAGAACCAGGCAAACACUGUACCACCCAACUACAUUCCCAAACCUUUAAAUUUUUUUAAAAAUAUUUUCUUAGUUGUAGCUGGACACAAUACCUUUAUUCAUUUAUUUUUAUGUGGUGCUGAGAUUUGAACCCAGGGCCCCACACAUGCUAGGCAGGUGCUCUACUGCUGAGCCAUAACCCCAUCCCCAAUAUUUUUAAAUUUUAUUUUGAGACAGGAUCUCACUAAAUUGCCCAGGCUUGCCUUGAAAUUUCAAUCCUCUAGCCUCAGCCUCCCAGCAGCUGAGAUUACAGGUAUGUGCCA